This is a messenger RNA of Glossina fuscipes, 6951 nucleotides long. Its product is annotated as zinc finger protein 608. The transcript has 10 exons. The record is from RefSeq and is a predicted model, not a curated record. Gene Ontology annotation, biological process: regulation of transcription by RNA polymerase II. Gene Ontology annotation, cellular component: nucleus. Bases 1017 to 6335 code for a protein of 1772 amino acids. Lineage: Eukaryota; Metazoa; Arthropoda; Insecta; Diptera; Glossinidae.
UAUCUGACUGCAGGGAAACGUAUGAAGCUUUCCAUCAACAAAGUGUUUUUCGGGCUCUCGAUUCUUGAUACAAAAAAACAAAAAAAGGAGACAAAAUUCUAGUGACAUAUCGGUCGCAAUGAUAUUUCACAUAUUUCAACAAACAUAUUUAUCCUGUUUUCACUAUUCGCCCUUUUUAUUUUAUCGUCUUAAUUUUGUUUGCUGUUGUGUUUUCAUUCUGCCGUGUGUAUACAUUCUUGGAAUAGACAAACAAAGUUGCCAGACUAAUUUAUUAAAAACGCCGGAGUGUGUGUUCACAUCGUUAACACUGUUCUAAAUUUGCGCACUUAAAAUAAUUUUUAUCAAAAUUUGGGGCAUAAAAUAUUAAAAAAUUAUAAUGACGACUUUUGAAAAUAAGAGGAAAACAAUUUAAAUCCAUAAAAACAAUAAGAGUUAAGCACAUAAAGCAAUUAAAUACCGCAUGUGAGUGCAAAAGCAUGUAAAGCGAAAUGAAAGAUUACAUGAAAUCAACUGGCAACGUUGGAUUUAUAUUGGUGGUUGUUUGUACGUUACAUUUCCAAUGCUACUUCUUUUCUCUACACCGUUCUUUGUUUUGUUGAAUUUACUACAUACUCUUGUAUAUUAUAUGAUAAAAUGUUCAUUCUGGAAAGUUAAAGCGACGCAAGGAAAAAAGUAACGAUAUGUAGUCGCCAUUAAGUGAAAAUUAUAAGAAAUCAGAUGUGUUAAGGAUUUUAUAAAUAGAUGAUUGCUUUCAAUUGAAAAAUAUUGGAACAAUAAGUGAAUGAUUUAAAUACAAAAACAAUUUGUGCGGAAAAAGUUAUAAUGCAUUUGUAAAAAAAAAAUCAAAAUAUGCUAUAGAAUGGAAAGUAAAAAAGGAAUUAACCGGACGACGUAAUGUUAUUACAACUUUAAAAAAAAAAAAAAAAAAAAAAUUAAUGAUUAAUACGAAAAAGGGGAAAAACGAGAAUAAUUCCUGCAUACGAGAGAAGCAAAAAGAAUGAGUAACUUUUAAAAACAUGUCAUCGCAAACAAGUGGCGGCAAUAAUAAUAAUGCUAGUGGUGUGGUAAGUGGAGGAGGGGUUAAUAAUGCCCCACCCGGACAAAGUGGUUCCGGCAGCGCUAACAGUGUUAAGUCUAAUUCGAAAAUGUCUAUUGAUCAUCAGGCCACACUUGAUAAAGGGUUAAAAAUGAAAAUAAAGCGAACUAAGACCGGAACGAAAACAUCGGAAGCAAAACAUGAAAUUGUAAAGGCUACAGAACAGCAAAACGGUAUACUCGCAGCAAAUAGCGGAUGUAACGCGAACCUUGAUGAAAAUACUGGCGGUAAUUCUUCGAAUACAUCCAACUGCGGCCCGAACUCAUCGUCUAAUAAUAGCGGCACCAAUUUACAGGCCGGAAUUAGUUCAAAUUCGAAUGGCAAUAAAAAACAUGUUGGAAGUAAUAACAGUAACCAAAGUAAUAACCACAAUUCAAGCAAUAACACUAGUAUGAUGUCUUCGACUGGCGGCGCUAAUAUAUCAAAUAGUUCACAAGGCACGCCGCAGGGUACGAAGAGGGGCAGCUCAGGUCAUCGCAGAGAUAAAACUAAAGAGAAAAAUGCACAUUCCAAUCGUGUAAAUGUUGACAAGUCUACCUCACAAACGAAUGAAAAGGAAACGGGAGAAAAAUUGACAUGUCAAUGUAAUGGAGAUAUUAUUGGAGCCAAUACCACAGUUCCAUGUUCGAAUAACUUAUGCAUUCGCCGUAACGAGAGCAAUAAACUUCCCGAGCGAAUGACAAACUCUAACUCUAAUACAAUUUCCAAUGCAUCAGUUCCAUCUGGGGUUUUUACACCCACAGUGGAUAAUUUAAACGCUUCAGGGACAUCUGCAUCGGCUGCUAACAUAUUAACUGCCACAACCACUGUCAAUUCGGCAACGAUAGCCCAGGUGUCAUCGAAUAGUGGUGGCGGCACUAACGCGCCAGGACCGCCGAACAAAGAUAAUUCCUCGACUGCUAAUGGAAACAUGAAAGUUUCUCCACAUAUUGCUGCACAAUUAGCUGCUGCUGCAGUUUCAAAUACAUUUAGCUCUAAUACAUCCAAUAGUGGCGGAACAAAUAUCUCAAACACAAAUUCUAUUUCUUCAGAUUUAAAAACCUCAUCGUCAUCACUAGCUUCGGGGACCGGUAAUUCAAUGCAGGUGGCUAAGCAUAUGGCACCUGGCAUCAUAUCUGCCACUAUGCAUCAUACUAUUUCAGUGCCCGUUACGUCUCACUCAUCCACUAUACAACAUGGAACGACUCCUAGUGGCAGUCCACCAAAAUUAAAUUGCGGAAAUUCUGCAACAAAUCUGAAUGCCGAUGAGACCUCUCGCUCUCCACCAGCUAAACGAACAAAGCAUUCGUCAGCUGGCGAUAUGAAUGCAGUUAAAGAGAUGGUUGACAUUUGCGUUGGCACUUCUGUCGGCACCAUUACAGAGCCGGACUGCUUAGGUCCUUGUGAACCUGGCACUUCAGUUACAUUAGAGGGCAUUGUUUGGCAUGAAACUGAAGGUGGAGUUUUGGUGGUCAAUGUGACCUGGCGCGGUAAAACAUAUGUUGGUACGUUAUUGGAUUGUACCCGUCAUGAUUGGGCUCCUCCAAGAUUCUGUGAUUCACCAACCGAGGAAUUAGAUUCUCGUACGCCGAAGGGUCGAGGAAAACGUGGUCGUAGUGCAGCAAUUACGCCCGAUUUAAGCAAUUUCACUGAAACCCGCAGUUCUAUUUAUUUUUCUCAUGCACAGGUCCAUUCCAAACUUCGGAAUGGGUCUACAAAGGGAGGUCGUGCAGCCGCACGUACCUCAACUACUACGUCUUCAGGUAGCAAUUCUAUUGUAAAUACAUCAAAUAAUACCGGUUCAAUGCCGCCUGGCAACGGCAACGGGGGUACAACUCCCAGUACAUCACCUACCGCAUUUCUUCCACCUCGCCCUGAAAAGCGUAAAUCAAAGGACGAGCCACCUUCGCCAGUUAAUGGAGAAAAUGAGACUUUAUCAUUGAACAUGGUCAAUGCAAGCGGUAUUCCUAUUUCGGCAAGUGGAGGAGGCUUGGCCACUCAACCACAAAGCUUACUCAAUCCCGUAACGGGUCUAAAUGUACAAAUUAAUACAAAAAAAUACAAGACUGCGUCACCUUGCGCUAUUUCUCCAGUGCUUCUAGAAUGUCCGGAACAGGACUGUAGUAAAAAAUAUAAGCAUGCAAACGGAUUGCGUUAUCAUCAAUCACAUGCUCAUGGCGGCGUUGCUUCAAUGGAUGAAGAUUCGCUUCAGUUACCCGAAAUUGAAGAGCCUCCAUCGACACCAUCGCCGGGUCCUAUUGCGGCACCGCCGCCAGCAAUCACACCGAAUUCAACCGACAUUCCAGGAACUGUCGCAUCAUCUAACAACAACCCUAACGUGACUGCGCCACAUUCUUCUACUCAAGAAUCUAGCACUGUUACAACAUUCGGUAAUUCGACAGCCCAUUCAUCGUCCGAAUCAACUGUAUGCACAUCUCGAAGUAUUUCAAAUAUGCCGCAGACCACGCCAAGUGCCAGUCUCCUAGUUACUGCUAGCGCACAAGGUCAUGAGCAGAUCUCUGGCGUACCUUCCGCUGGGGGCAGUAUCACCGCGGGAACAUCCAAUCAAGCUCUGACACAGCAAAAGCAACAGCUAGUUGAACUGGCGACUGUUACUAGCGUAAGUGCGUCUAACGUAACGUCUCUAGAACAAAAUCAACAAACUAUGCUACAGCAUGGACCUCCAGCAAAAUCCGGUGUCCUUCGCUUUGGACAGCAAAAUGAAUCAAAAUCGAACAAUGCUAACCUACUGACUGGAAGCUUGCAGUCGAUGCCUGUUACUUCGCAACAAACGUCUACAUCUUCAGCUCCAAAUCCGCCAUCUUUGCCAGAGCAAGCCCCGAUACGUCCUAUAUCAACAUCUGUUAGCAAUGAUUUCAAUAGCCAACUGGCGAGCAAUACUUCGCAAGCGCCAAUGUCGCAGCAAAAUAUUCCAAUGGCUGGUAAACCCAUAACGUCCUUUGGUUUGGUUGGGAAGCAAAAGAAAAAUCGCAAGUCACCUUGCCCAGGUGAAUAUGACGAAGGAGGAGUUAGCGGGAAUAAUAUUACAUCGCGUGAUGACGUUCAAAGUCCUGCCUACAGCGAUAUUUCUGACGACUCUACGCCGAUACAAGACGCAGACGCACUUGAGAAAAAUCAAUCAGCGAAACACAUUGACUUGCUGAAGAAGCCGCCGGAAAUUGAAAUGCCCGGAUCCGGAGGGAAUAUUUCAGCGGGACAGCAUUCUUUACCGCCAUCUUUAGGCGGCUACAAUAUGUAUCAAUUCUUUCAACAGCAACAAUUCAUAGUUCAACCGUCUGCAGAACAACAGCAACUAAGCAAACCAACUUUACCUACAGGAAUAGUUCAGCCUUCAAAUCAAAUAUCAACGCAACAAAGUUCCCAACACUCUCAGUCACAAUUAUCUAAUGCACAUAAUUUACAACAGCAGCAAACUGCGAAUCACAUGGACUACAGUAAUAAAACUAAAGAUCCGCCAUUAGAUUUGAUAACGAAGAACACAGCAAAUCAACAGCAGCCUCAUCAACUCCAGGAUUCGAAUAAAUCUCAAGAUCUGACCAUGCCACCGCAAACCACUACAAAUAACUUGAGUAAUGCUGGUCCCGUACCAACUUGUGGAAACUUAUCGGCUAAUUUAAACAGUCUGACGUCACUUGGGCCAAGCGCCGUACCGCAACCUACUCCUUCGAAAUCAAUAUCACAUUUUUAUCCUUUCAAUUAUAUUCCAUCGGGCUAUCCAUACAGUGUCGACUCUAAUUAUGGUCCGGUUUCUAUAGUCUCCUCGGAGGAUUCGUCUAAAUUAGGUGGACAUGCAGGUGCUCAGAGCCCUGUCGAGCAAGGAUCGCAACAACAAAUACCUGCCGCUAUGAUAAAAGAGGAGCGAACGAAAGAAUCACACAGUCCUCAGGAAACUCUUAAACCUCCACCACACAUUAAUCCAAAUAAAAUGAUCAAAUCUGAGCCUAUAACUAAGCAGGAGCCAAACAAAAUGGACUCGUCUCCAAAUGUGAAUGUAGUAACUUCCCAGCAAGUUCCUCAGCAACCGCUUGCUCUUCAUCCAAAGGAUAUGCAAACCUAUACAAGUAUCUACCAACGUCAUCCCAUUAGUUUAGCUCCUCAACAAUUGUCGCGAGAAGAAGAGCUGCGCAGAUAUUAUGUGUUCUCGGACCAACAACGUCGCCAAAACAAUGCCAUGCAAUCGCUAAAUGUCAACAACCAACAGCUGGCAAACGUUCAAAGUGUCCAUCACAAAGAAGAACCCAAUGCUCCUCAACAGCAGAUUUCCAUGCCUCAUCCACAACAGCAACUGAAGCUUAAGCAAAAUAAUUCUAAUGUAGGCAACGCAUCGGUGAAUAAAGUUACGAAUCUUAGCAAAGAUUCACCAAAACAAAAGCCAGAUGAAGAAAUCAAAAUCAAUAAACAGGAGGGCCAAAAACCCACAAUGGAAACACAAGGACCCCCACCGCCACCGACUUCGCAAUAUUUCUUGCAUCCUUCUUACAUCGCUCCCACACCGUUCGGUUUCGAUCCCAAUCAUCCCAUGUAUCGAAACGUUUUAAUGUCGGCAGCUCCAUACAAUACCCAGCCGUACCAUUUACCAAUACCACGUUACCACGCACCGGAAGAUUUAUCGCGUAAUACAACAACAAAGGCGCUUGAUGCUCUACACCACGCAGCCAGUUUUUAUACGACUCACAAAAUUCAUGAGCUCAGCGAAAGAGCUUUGAAAUCUCCCAAUAGCGGGGGGAAUAAUAGUAAUAAUAACAAUCCUGGAGCUAUAAAAGUUAGUGUUUCUAGUCCAAAUAUCGGGCCUCCGCAACAAAAUAAUUCUGGUUCCAAUAUAGUUCCGCACCAUUCCAAUACAAAUCAAUCAAACAAUUCAGGACUUUUAAAUAUGCCAACACAUAAUGCCCAUGGAGGGCCACCAAAUAAACAACAAGAUGUUCUUGGACACAAACAACACGGUCCUAGUGGACCAAUUGGUCCUGGUGCACAGCUAAAUGAAACGCAAAAACAGCAAUCAGCAAAUUCCUCAAAUGUGCCAGGAAAUGGUCCUGGAAGUGGGAAUAAUCCAGCUGGCGCUAAUGCAUCCGAUUCACGUAGUCCUCCGCCACAAAGACAUGUACACACACAUCAUCACACACAUGUUGGGUUAGGUUAUCCAAUGUAUCCUGCCCCCUAUGGAGCUGCCGUUCUAGCCAGCCAACAAGCGGCUGCUGUCGCUGUGAUAAAUCCUUUUCCACCUGCACCGACUAAAUAGAAAAAGUCGUAAAUAGUGAAUAGUAUUCGCUAAAGGAAUUGCAACUUGUUUACUACUUGAAGAAUCUUGCAUCGUUUAACUACACAAUCAACAUAAUUAGAUGACAUUUUUAUAUAAGGACGGUAUUAGAAAAAGAAAAUGAAAUGAAUUACAAACUAUAAUAAUAAUAAUAAUAAUAAUAACGCAUAUGCAUACAUACGUCGUCGACUUUACAUAUAUACAUAAAGGCUUAUAUUGCGAAUAGUCAGUAGAACUUUUUUUUUUUUUUUUAAUAAUUUUAGGUGAUUACCGAUUUUAAGUUCAUAGGUUUGUUGUCUAUUGUUAGCGAUUAAAUUCUUAAUAAAUUAAACUUUAAUAUAUAUAAAGAGAAAAAAAAAAAAAAACAAAUAAAUAAAAUAAAUAAAUAGAUAAAAAGAGAAACAAGGAAUACUGCAUGGAAAAUGUAAUUGGUAGGAAAAUUAUUCAGUCGUUUUUUUUUUUUUUUUAUGUGCUUAAAGGUAUUUUCGUCGAGAGAUGAUGUUUCUUUAAGAUUCAGCUGUCCUCCUAAUGAAAUAUAUAUUGUAUAAUUAUUAAUAUAUACUGUAGGUCAUUAUAAUUUAUUUAUACACACAUAUAC